Molecule: messenger RNA, 4024 nt
Organism: Amoebophrya sp. A25
Lineage: Eukaryota; Dinophyceae; Syndiniales; Amoebophryaceae
Source: the annotation of a GenBank genome assembly
AUGAUGCCGAGCCCGGGUGCAGGGGCACGCUAUUUCGAGGGCUCGCAACAAUCCAUUGCGCCAACUGCAACUACCUCUGCGAAGUUGUUAGCAGCCACGACGGGAGGUGGAACAAAGACCGCACACCAGCCAAGAAAGACCUCUAGUUCAACAGCAACCAGCGUGAAAGUCCUCCUCGAAGAAGCCGUCUUUCCCGCUGACGUGGAUCCGACCAGCGUCAUACUGAAUGUGCAGCAUGUGCAGGAACAGUUACGAGAAUAACAUGCUCAACACAUGCUGAUGCUCAACUUAGGUCAUAAAUUUUUAUAAGAUGAAAGCAUGCUCCUCGAGAAAUCUUCAAAGUUGAAUUUCGACAUAAGUAUCGACAUCACUGCCAUGUGCAUCUUGCUUCUGAUUCUCAUACAUAACUCUAACGAAACAAGGCCCCGAAGACUCCUCUUUCGUCCUCCAGCAACUACUACGACCUCGCCCGUUGUCAGCUGGAAUUUUAGGCAAGACGCUGACCCUAGACGCAGCAGUUGGGAGUCGCUUGAUAUUCGUUUUUGACGGGCACAGGCACAAUGGUUCGGACUCGAUCCCGGUAGAACAAUUCCGCACGGUCUGCACUGUCGUCGUCGAUGCGAAGCAGGAGUCAGCGGCUUUGGAACCGGAUAUGCUUCCUGUCGGCACCGCGGUUUUAGCCGAGUUCGGAGAUUCCGGCUACUUCUACAAAGCAGAAGUGUUGUCACUUGUCAAAAGUCCUCAGUUGUUCGAUUUAGGUGACAAAUACAAGAUCCGGUGGCUCCGCAGAGAUUACAUUAUGGCUUCGCCUAGUCCAUCUUCUGAAGCAUCUUCUCGGAGCUGCGCCGUAAGGGGGAAACAGCUUCAAGAUGAAUAGAUUAAUAUAAUAUAGAUAGACUAGACUAAUAAUAUAGAUUAAUAAUAUAGAUUUUUUUUUGUUACGUUUUUUAUCUAUCAACUUGGUACGUGAGUUCUAAUCACAACAACCUGCAUGAGCAUGAUGAUGAGCUGUUUCUGUGCAAUUUCUUAGGCGAUGGCAAACGACAUGACAGUGCGGACGAAUUCACAAACACAGGUGGGAUUCCUCGAUGGAAACUACGAAAACUAGAGGAGGGGGUCGUUCCGUCGACGCGUGGUGGGUCUCGAGGGCGAACCAGUGGGGUCUUCAAUGCGCCAACAGGGUAUAUGAAAGUAAAUUUGGUGCCGGUUGGGGGAGGUGGAAAUGGAGGAGGUGUUGCUGGAGGUGGAUUCAAUUUUACUAGCACUGGAGGACUAGGAGAAAUAGGAGAACGUUCCACUUCUGGAACUACGAACACGACAGCUAAUUCCUCAUCACAAUCAACAACUACUAGUACGACUGGUCUUUCAACAAGUGGAACAAGUGCAGCAUCCACUAGAGUUCUUGGAGAGGGAUCACUACAACAACACCAAAUAGACGCUGACGACCCGUGUUCAGGCUCAAAUAGUACUGUAGAGUCUUCUUGGAGUAGCCCGUAUUUUCAACCGAGCAGCGGGAGUGACUUAGAGCACAGUGGUAGGGAAGCCACCACUACUUCUAAGACAAGGCGUGGCCGUGGAUUUGCUGAGGGCGAUGCUUUGGCCUAUCACAGUGCGCACGAAGGAGGAGAGACGUCGAGUAAUUACGGGAAUGGGGCGAAAGUUGGUAGUGGGAGUGCAAGUUUUAGUCUAACUAGUACAGCCUCGACAGCAGGUACUGGCGUCAUUCAACGUGACAGGCCACGAUCUAGUGCUUCAGGGCCGAUCACGACAACAAAUACUAGCAGUGUCAUCUCUCCUACAGCAGGUGGCUUAGCUUUCGUGGACGCAAAAAGCGAGCUUUAUGCCGCUUCAGCGGCAGGAGCUGAGGCAGCAGAUGUAGGUCUUGAGUACAAAACUUCUAGUUCUACUGGUCUUAGAACAAAUAAAGGCAUUGGUGUUUCUUCAGGACAGUUGAAAAAGCCCAUGUCCGCUGGAGCAAGUGGCGAGUCUCCUCCUCCGGUUUCAUUGAAAAUCAAUCGAUCCUUGAAGAAUGAGAUGAGCAAUGGUGGUGCCAACAGUAUGAGUAUCUCCAGUACAACGUCUCACUCUCAUUUGGUCGACAACUACGUCCAUGUCAUAGUAGAACAGGAAUAUUUGCCAGAGGAGGAUGGCGUAAAUGAACCUGGAGGAAAAAUGUCCAGCGGCACCUCAGAAGUCGGAGGAGGCCGUUUCCUCCCCACCACCGCUCCAGCAACACAACCAGGCGUCUCAAAUUUUGUCUAUGACAUCUCUGCCACUACCUCGGCGAACGAUUAUCACACUUUCGAUGUGCCGCUGAGGAGUCUAGAGCUACAGGGCCUGGCUUUGUUGCGGUCGGGGGAAGAAGCCUCCGUUGCGUCAUUGCGUUCAGCCUUACGGGACACGCUGAGAGCGUUGAUUAGUGAGCGUGAGUCCUCACUCGUAAUGCAGAUUCAGGCACACACACGAUGUGGGGAGCUGCAGGGGGCCCUGGAUAUUAAGGCUUUGAAGUAGGAUCAGAAUUUGUGUGCUUUUUCUGCAUCAUGGAUGCAAACGAAUUGUAUUAUUUGCUGCUCGUUGAUAGAAGUUUUAAUUCUGCCUUCGUUCCCUGGUGUUUCUGGCUUUUCCUUGUCAUAUGCCCGCCCUGUCACUAGGAAAGCGCUAACUACAAAGCACUCGCAGCGAAUGGGGAUGCUGCAGACCAGCUGAAGCGGUUUGAGGACCGUCUCAAAGCAGCUGAGGCCUUAUGGUGGCCGGCGGCUCCGCCAGCAGUUGCUAGAGCUUAUGGCGAGGUUGAGGUCUACUUUCUGCAGCAAAUCAUAGGACGAAGUGGCUACAAGUUCUUACUUACAAUUGCACUGAUAAUUCGUUUCCUGUCUUGAUUUCAACAAAACGCAGUUCUUAGAGGAGCCAAUUUAUCGAAGAAGUACAGCUCUAAAACUCAGCCGUCCCCCUACCAGAAGGCGGAGACCGACCAGGAACUGCGGGAAGCUACCUUUUUUACAGUUCUUCCGGAGCUACCUCAAGUAGUUAUCUUGCUGGUCCUCUGACAAGUCGCGGGGACUCGAUGCAAACAUCCUCAUUGUCAGCACCAGCAUCAAAAGACACUUCGAGCUCUACUUAUGGGCGUAUGGAUUUCAUCUCCAAAGUCAUCCGGAAGAGAAAGCCAAGGGCAAAAUGGCACCCAGAUGAUCCCCGAGAUGAAUUCCCUAUAGAUGCCUCUAAGCAAUGCACUACAUCACUUAUCCUUCGUCUUCAUCAUCGGCGACACUUGGAGGAGGAUCGAACCACACGACAGGAUUUCUGCCUCCGCAUAGCCAUAAUUUUCAACAACAUUUUCAACACUCUGCACAUAAUUCUGCAUCCGCAAGUGAGGAGGAAAACAAUUCAGGCGGUCCUUUUGGUUCUUUUGCGCGUUGGCUAUCGGGGACAUCGAAUGGCGUGCACACGGGUUUCGGAACUACGAGACCAGGUGGUACCAACAUGACCUCCUGUACAGUUCCAGUCUUAGACCGUGGAGAUGAAAUGCGCAUGCAUCUAGGAAGUGCGCGGGGUCUCUAUGCCCCGAGGGGUGGACGGGUUGACAGUUCUGGAGGUGGUGGGGGUCUACAACAUCAGUACACCGUGAAUCAGUGAAGAUGAGUUCGUGCAGUCUUUAAUUUUGUGACAUUGACAUUCCUAAAUUUCAAUUUGAUGCAGCUAAAGAAAACCUCUAUAAUUCUAUACGCUGUCAGCCAGGAAUCAAUCGGUCUUUUAGUCUAUUGUACACGAAAUGUUACUAGUGAUAAGUCUUCUUGUAUUCUUUUUCAACCUGAUGGAUGGAUCGUGUCCAUUUGGGGACUCGUUCGAAUAUUUUCCAAUGUGACAUCAAGAUUUUUUUGUCGCAAAAGAUAGAUUUGGUCUUAGAAAUGCUGCUGAUGCCCCCAAGUAAAAAUACGCGAAGGAGCCCUCUGAAUGGUACCGUCAGAGUGGCAAUAUUUCUGCUUAAGCAGCCUACUCCGUAGAAAGUACUUUCUUUCGUCGUGUU